Messenger RNA from Lathyrus sativus (Indian pea), 1962 nucleotides. Lineage: Eukaryota; Viridiplantae; Streptophyta; Magnoliopsida; Fabales; Fabaceae. The record is from the annotation of a GenBank genome assembly.
AUGGAUCCUAAUACCUUACACUCACAUUCACAUUGUGUACAAUUGGAAAUUCACCAAGUUGUUCCACCACCUCACAAAACCACUUUACACAAACUCAAACUUCGACUCAAAGAAACUUUCUUCCCUGAUGAUCCUAUGCGCCAAUUCAAAGGAAAAUCUCCUAAGAUAAAACUUAUCUUAGGAGCUAAAUACAUGUUCCCUAUUCUUCAAUGGGGUUCUACUUAUAACUUGAAACUCUUUAAAUCCGAUCUUGUUUCCGGCCUCACUAUCGCUAGCUUGGCCAUACCUCAGGGAAUCAGUUACGCUAAGCUUGCCAAUCUUCCUCCAAUUGUAGGACUAUAUUCCAGCUUUGUUCCUCCACUUAUUUAUGCUGUUCUUGGAAGUUCAAGGGAUCUAGCAGUAGGACCUGUUUCAAUUGCGUCGCUUGUUUUAGGAUCUAUGCUAAGACAAGAAGUUUCACCUUCAGCAGAACCUGUUCUGUUUCUUCAACUUGCUCUUACUUCAACUUUCUUUGCUGGUCUAUUUCAAGCUUCACUAGGAGUUCUAAGGUUAGGAUUUAUUAUUGAUUUUUUAUCUAAAGCAAUCCUGAUUGGAUUCAUGGCUGGAGCUGCUAUAAUUGUGUCUUUGCAACAACUUAAGAGCUUACUUGGAAUCACACACUUUACUAAAGAGAUGGGUCUUGUUCCUGUUAUGACUUCUGUUUUUCAAAAUAUACACGAGUGGUCAUGGCAAACAAUAGUGAUGGGAAUUUGCUUCUUGGUGAUACUACUCAUAGCAAGACACGUUAGCAUAAGGAAACCAAAGCUAUUCUGGGUCUCUGCUGGAGCUCCUCUUAUGUGUGUCAUCAUCUCUACUCUUCUGGCUUUUGCAAUCAAGGCUCAAAAUCAUGGCAUCAGUCUAAUUGGAAAAUUACAAGCAGGAAUAAAUCCUUCUUCAUGGAAUAUGUUGAAAUUUCAUGGAAGCCACCUUGGUCUAGUUAUGAAAACAGGCCUUAUCACUGGCAUUUUGUCACUAACUGAAGGUAUUGCAGUAGGAAGAACAUUUGCAGCUCUGGGAAACUACAAAGUAGAUGGAAAUAAGGAAAUGAUGGCAAUUGGGUUUAUGAAUGUGGUUGGCUCUUUCACUUCCUGCUAUGUCACAACAGGUGCUUUCUCUCGUUCAGCUGUGAAUAACAAUGCCGGAGCAAAAACAGCAGCUUCAAACAUAGUAAUGUCUGUGACAGUGAUGGUGACACUCCUUUUUCUUAUGCCACUCUUCCAGUACACACCUAAUGUUGUAUUGGGUGCUAUCAUAGUCACGGCGGUGAUUGGCCUCGUUGAUAUCCCUGCUGCAUGUCACAUUUGGAAGAUGGACAAAUUCGACUUCCUUGUGAUGUUAACCGCUUUCUUAGGUGUUGUUUUUGUCUCAGUCCAGGAAGGCCUUGCUAUUGCAGUUGGAUUAUCGACUUUUAGGUUACUCCUGCAAAUUACGAGGCCUAAAACAGUAAUGAUGGGGAAUAUACCAGGGACAGACAUAUAUAGAAAUCUUCAUCAAUACAUGGAAGCUAAAAGAAUACCAGGCUUUCUUAUUUUAAGCAUCGAGGCUCCCAUCAAUUUCGCAAACAUCACAUAUCUCAAUGACAGGACAAUGCGAUGGAUUGAAGAGGAAGAGGAGGAUAAUGAAAAGGAACAGUCAAGCCUUCGGUUUUUAAUCCUAGAUAUGUCAGCUGUGAGCGCCAUUGACACAAGCGGAAUCUCACUUUUCAAGGAAUUAAAGGCCACAAUGGAAAAGAAGGGCAUUGAGCUUGUGUUGGUGAAUCCUCUAGCUGAGGUCAUAGAAAAGUUGAAAAAAGCAGACCACGGUAAUAAUUUCAUUCGAGCAGACAGCCUUUUCUUGACAGUUGGAGAGGCUGUGGCUUCACUUUCAUCGACAAUGAAGAGCCAAACAAUCAUGACUGAAGAAACACAAAACCGUGCCACAUAA